Messenger RNA from Jaculus jaculus (lesser Egyptian jerboa), 1035 nucleotides. Its product is annotated as melanoma-associated antigen B4-like. Gene Ontology annotation, biological process: negative regulation of transcription by RNA polymerase II. Gene Ontology annotation, cellular component: nucleus. Bases 1 to 1035 code for a protein of 344 amino acids. The transcript has a single exon. The record is from RefSeq and is a predicted model, not a curated record. Lineage: Eukaryota; Metazoa; Chordata; Mammalia; Rodentia; Dipodidae.
AUGCCCCGUGGAAAGAAGAGUAAGGAACGUGCUCAAGAGAGACGUGACCAAAACAGAGUUCAGCCCCAGGAGCUCAAAGCUUCUCUGGGCAGGACAGGAGAAGAAGGAGAGUUGCCCUGCUGCUCUGCACAUGCUUCUGGAGAUGCUCAUGCCAGCACGUCUACUGCUGCCUUCCCACACAUGUCCCAGUCAUCUGUACCACCCACCAAUGCUGGUACAGGCAUUACCCUCCAAAGGUCUGGUAAACGGAUCAAGGGCCAAGUCACCUCCAGGGCCAGAUCAGCUGGGUCUCGCUGCUCCAGUGAGGGAGCAAAGAAUGAUCUUGUACAUAGCAAGACCAAAAAGCUGAUGGAUUACAUGCUCAGCAAGUACAAAAUGAAUGAGCCCUUUAUGAGGGGAGAAAUGGUGAGAGUCAUCAACAAAAGAUUCAAGGAACAAUUCCCUGAGAUCCUCGAGGGUGCCUGCCACCUCUUGGAUGUGGGUUUUGGCCUUGAGUUGGAAGAAGUGCAGCCCAAGGGCAAGUCGUUCAAACUGGUCAGCAAGCUAUAUCUCAACGAUGAUGGGAGUGACUGCAGCCAUCUGGGAAUGCCCACCAUGGGCAUUCUGAUUCCCGUCCUGAGUUUCAUCUAUUUAAAUGAGCACUGUGCCCCUGAGGAGAAAAUCUGGCUACUCCUGAAUCAACUAGGUAUCUAUGAUGGGAUCCCACACAUCAUUCUUGGAGAUGCCAGGAAGGUCAUCACCCAUGAUCUAGUGCAGGAAAAGUACCUGGAGUACCACCUUGUUCCCCAUACUGACCCACCCACCUAUGAAUUUCUGUGGGGCUCACAAGCUUAUACUGCAAAAUGCAUGGAGAAAGUCCUGGAAUUUGUGGCCAAGUACAAAGAAUACGUUGCACACUGUGAUUCAGCCCCCUAUGAAGAUGCCUGGUGGCAAGAGGAAGAAAAAGGCAAAGCUGAGUGUGCAGCCAAGGGUGGUACCAAAGACAAGGCCAAAGGACAUUCUAAGGGCAAGUCCAGCCGCUCUAAGAAGAAGUGA